GUCGGUACCAGAUCUCGUCGUCUGGAGGCUGACUGGGAAAACUGUAACCAGACCCUCUGGAAGAGAUGAGACUUGCAUUUUGUGGUAAUGACAAUGCCUCAGCCUACAACAUCAGUGCUGGUGUCCUCAGGAACGUCUGCUUUGUGGAUGCCCUCAACUUGGUCCCUCAUGUCUUCCUGCUGUUUAUCACCUUCCCCAUCUUGUUCAUUGGCUGGGGAAGCCAGAGCUCCAAAGUGCAGAUUCACCACAAUACCUGGCUGCACUUCCCCGGGCACAACCUUCGAUGGAUCCUGACGUUCACCCUGCUGUUUGUGCAUGUGUGUGAAAUAGCAGAGGGGAUUGUUUCUGACACACAAAUGAAAUCUCGCCACCUGCAUCUCUUUCUACCAGCUAUAAUGGGAUUUGUGGCUGCCACUGUAUCCAUAGUCUAUUACCAUAAUAUUGAAACAUCCAACUUUCCAAAGUUACUGCUGGCCCUGUUCCUUUACUGGAUAAUGGCCUUUGUCACCAAAACCAUCAAGCUUGUCAGAUACUGCCAGGACGGGGUGCCUUUUUCUCAGUUGCGUUUCUGCAUCACUGGAAUCAUGGUCAUCCUCUAUGGGCUGCUGAUGGCUGUGGAGAUCAAUGUCAUCCGAGUCAGGAGGUAUGUGUUUUUCAUGAACCCUCAGAAAGUAAAGCCUCCAGAGGAUCUGCAGGAUCUGGGCGUGAGGUUCCUGCAGCCAUUUGUCAAUUUGCUCUCAAAGGCAACUUAUUGGUGGAUGAACACUCUCAUUAUUUCUGCUCACAAGAAACCUGUGGACCUGAAGGCUAUUGGAAAGCUCCCAAUUGCAAUGAGAGCACUGACAAAUUAUGUCUGUCUCAAAGAAGCCUAUGAGGAACAAAAGAAAAAGGUGGAGGACCAUCCCAACCGGAGUCCCUCCAUUUGGUUGGCCAUGUACAGCGCUUUUGGACGGCCAAUCCUGCUCAGCAGCACCUUCCGCUACCUGGCCGACUUGCUGGGCUUUGCUGGGCCACUCUGCAUUUCUGGCAUUGUCCAGGGCUUCCAGAAUACAACCAAUAAUACAAAUACCACAGAAAAGAUGAAGGAUCCAUCAAACUCCUACCUUUCAUCAGAGGAAUUCCUCAGGAAUGUUUAUGUCUUGGCAGUCCUUCUCUUCCUGGCUCUUCUCCUGCAGAGGACAUUCCUGCAGGCCUCCUACUAUGUGACUACAGAGACUGGCAUCAACCUCCGGGGUGCCUUACUGGCAAUGAUAUAUAAUAAGAUCCUGAGGCUUUCUACAUCGAACUUGUCCAUGGGAGAGAUGACACUGGGACAAAUCAAUAACUUGGUUGCCAUAGAAACCAACCAAUUAAUGUGGUUCUUGUUCCUGUGCCCCAAUCUGUGGGCAAUGCCUGUUCAGAUAAUAAUGGGUGUGAUCCUCCUCUAUAACCUGCUGGGAGUGAGCGCCUUGGUCGGGGCUGCUGUCAUUGUGCUCUUAGCUCCCAUCCAGUACUUCAUAGCCACCAAGCUGGCUGAGGCUCAGAAGAGCACUCUUGACUACUCUACUGAGAGAUUAAAGAAAACCAAUGAGAUACUCAAAGGCAUUAAGCUAUUAAAGCUGUAUGCCUGGGAGCACAUAUUUUGUACAAGUGUGGAAGAAACCAGAAUGAAAGAACUCACCAGUCUCAAAACCUUUGCACUUCAUACAUCUCUUUCCAUUUUUAUGAAUGCAGCCAUACCAAUAGCAGCUGUUCUUGCAACAUUUGUGACUUAUGCAUACACCAAUGACAAGCCACUGCAGCCCGCCCAGGCAUUUGCAUCCCUGUCACUGUUCCACAUCCUGGUCACACCUCUGUUCCUGCUCUCCACCGUGGUUCGUUUUGCAGUCAAGGCCAUCGUGAGUGUACAGAAGCUGAAUGAGUUUCUCCUGAGUGAUGAGAUUGGAGAUGACAGCUGGAGAGGGGGAGACAGCUCUGUACCUUAUGAAUCCUGUAAGAAGCACACAGGACUUCACACCAAGGCCAUCAAUAGGAGGCAGCCCCUGAGGUAUCAGCUCGAAAGCUACGAGCAGCCAGCAAGGAAGCAGACACGGCCCAUGGAGAUUGAUGAUGUGGCCAUUAAGGUGACCAAUGGAUACUUUUCAUGGGGAAGUGGUUUAGCUACACUGUCCAACAUAAACAUUAGAAUCCCAACAGGUCAGAUGACAAUGAUUGUGGGCCAAGUUGGCUGUGGCAAGUCUUCACUUCUCCUUGCUAUAUUGGGAGAGAUGCAGACUCUGGAGGGAAAAGUUCACUGGAGCAAUAGGAACAGGUACUCCGUGGCUUAUGCAGCUCAGAAGCCGUGGCUGCUCAAUGCCACCGUGGAGGAGAACAUAAUCUUUGGCAGCCCCUUUAAUAAGCAGAGGUACAAGGCUGUUACAGAUGCCUGCUCUCUGCAGCCUGAUAUUGACUUACUGCCAUUUGGUGACCAGACAGAAAUUGGAGAAAGGGGGAUUAAUUUAAGUGGAGGCCAACGACAGAGAAUCUGUGUAGCUCGAGCACUCUACCAGAACACCAACAUUGUCUUCUUGGAUGACCCAUUCUCUGCACUGGACAUUCACUUAAGUGAUCACUUAAUGCAGGAAGGGAUUUUGAAGUUUCUGCAAGAAGACAAGAGGACUCUUGUUCUGGUGACACAUAAAUUACAAUAUCUGCCACAUGCUGACUGGAUCAUAGCAAUGAAGGAUGGAAUGGUGCUUAGAGAAGGGACACUAAAGGAUAUCCAAUACAAGGAUGUUGAGCUAUAUGAACACUGGAAAACUCUGAUGAAUCGCCAAGAUCAAGAGUUGGAAAAGGAUAUGGAAGCUGACCAGACAACUCUUGAGAGAAAAACCCUUAGAAGGGCCAUGUACCCCAGAGAAUCCAAGUCACAACUGGAAGAUGAAGAUGAAGAGGAGGAAGAGGAAGAAGAUGAAGAUGAUAACAUGUCAACUGUCUUGAGGCUCAGGACAAAGAUGCCAUGGAAAACCUGUUGGAGAUAUCUCACCUCUGGAGGAUUUUUCUUGCUCUUUCUGAUGAUUUUCUCCAAGCUGUUGAAACACUCAGUUAUUGUGGCCAUAGAUUACUGGCUUGCUACGUGGACAUCCAUGGACAAUGCAAAUGAAGCCAGGAAUGCUGAUGAGGAUAAAAGCACAGAGAAGACUUAUCAUGUAGCUGUCUUCAGCAUCCUCUCUGGAGCUGGGAUUGUCCUUUGCCUCAUCACAUCCCUUACUGUGGAGUGGAUGGGCCUCACAGCAGCCAAGAACCUGCACCACAAUCUCCUCAACAAGAUCAUCCUUGGACCGAUCAGGUUCUUUGACAUGACUCCGCUGGGGCUAAUUCUGAAUCGCUUCUCUGCUGAUACAAAUAUCAUUGAUCAGCACAUCCCUCCCACCCUGGAGUCUCUGACCAGAUCCACCUUGCUGUGCCUGUCAGCCAUUGGGAUGAUCUCCUACGCCACUCCAUGGUUCCUUGUGGCCCUCGUGCCCCUGGGCAUAGCAUUUUAUUUCAUCCAGAAAUACUUCAGGGUUGCUUCCAAGGACCUCCAGGAACUUGAUGACAGCACCCAGCUCCCUCUGCUAUGUCAUUUCUCUGAGACAGCUGAAGGCCUUACCACCAUCAGAGCAUUUGGACACGAAGCCAGAUUUAAACAACGUAUGCUGGAGCUGACGGACACGAACAACAUUGCCUACUUAUUUCUGUCAGCUGCCAACAGAUGGCUGGAGGUCAGGACGGAUUAUCUGGGUGCUUGUAUUGUCCUGACUGCUGCUGUCACUUCCAUCACCGAAGGGCCACACUCAGGGUUCGUGGGGCUGGGUCUUCUGUAUGCUCUGACGAUAACCAACUACCUGAACUGGGUAGUGAGGAAUCUGGCUGAUCUAGAAGUGCAGAUGGGUGCAGUGAAAAAAGUACACAGCUUCCUGAACAUGGAGUCAGAGAACUACGAAGGCUACCUGGGUAUUGCUCUUAAGCUUUUGGGAGCUUUACAUGAUCCCUCUCAAGUCCCCAAAGACUGGCCCCAGGAGGGGGAAAUCAAGAUUGAAAAUUUGUGUGUUCGCUAUGAAAACAACCUGAAGCCUGUUUUGAAGCAUGUGAAGGCCUAUAUCAAGCCAGGACAAAAGGUUGGGAUCUGUGGUCGCACUGGCAGCGGCAAGUCCUCCCUGUCCUUGGCAUUCUUCAGAAUGGUGGAUAUUUUUGAUGGGAGGAUAGUGAUUGACGGGAUAGACAUCAGCAAACUGCCUCUGCACACGCUCCGGUCCCGGCUCUCCAUCAUUCUCCAGGACCCAAUCCUGUUCAGUGGCUCCAUCCGCUUUAAUUUGGAUCCCGAACGCAAGUGCACUGAUGACAGACUCUGGGAAGCUCUGGAGAUUGCUCAGUUGAAGAACAUGGUCAAGUCAUUGCCAGGAGGCCUUGAUGCCAUGGUCACAGAAGGAGGGGAAAACUUCAGCGUGGGGCAAAGGCAGCUCUUCUGUCUGGCUCGAGCCUUUGUCCGCAAGAGCAGCAUCCUCAUCAUGGAUGAAGCCACAGCAUCUAUUGACAUGGCCACAGAAAACAUCUUGCAGAAGGUUGUGAUGACUGCCUUCGCUGACCGCACGGUUGUAACAAUAGCACACCGGGUUCACACCAUCCUCACUGCAGACCUGGUCAUCGUCAUGAAGCGAGGGAACAUUCUGGAAUAUGAUACUCCUGAGAACCUGCUUUCCCAGGAGGAUGGCAUCUUCGCUUCCUUUGUCCGGGCUGACAUGUGAACAGGCACACAAUACAUUCUAACAACUUAUUUUUAAAUGAUGAAAUACAAAUAUUUUCUACUCAGUGUAACACCACUUUUAUCUUUUUUGUUUGGUUUUGUUUUUUAGAGCUUCUUUCUUCACACUUCCAUCUUCCAAAAUAAUAAAGCCUAUUGCAAUACAUGUAUGCCUUGAAGCAAUAAAAAUGUCACUUUAUUCAAAACUAUUAAACUUCUCACACACACACACAUGCACACAUGGAGGGAGAAGUUUUUACUUCCUGAGAAUUUGGCAUUUUCCUUAGACUUUUUAUUGACUUUAUUUUUGUUUAAAGAGAGAAAAAGAAUACACUGAUCUUAUAAACUGCAUAUGUUAUGCUGGAAUCAGAAAUCAAAUCGUGCAGUUUGUCAAGGAAGCAAGAGGUUCCCCAGAUGCAUUCUGUCCCCAGAGGGAAAAAUUAGGAAAAACAUCCAAGCCCAUAACAUUUGGGGCAAUCUGCUGCAUUCCGAAGGCAUAAACUUUGCUCUCCAAGUUGUAGCAGGGGGGCAGUGAAUGAGAGAAAGGAAUUUCAUCAGGAAUAAGGACAUUCUUUCUGUCCUUCACUUUAGUAAGCACACUUCAGUCAUGACAGAACUAUUUUCACUGCAACAAUGGUUUAUUCCUACAGUCAGUUCCUACAUCCAUAUUCAUUCUUCCAACUUUCACUAAAGAUUCAAAUCAUCCUAUGAUUAUGCAUGCUUUGAUAGGCUUACAGAGGAAUUUUGUACAGUAUCUCAAGACUUUGUAUUAAAAUUCAUAUGAAUUUAUAAA
Messenger RNA from Vidua chalybeata, 5534 nucleotides. RefSeq names its product ATP binding cassette subfamily C member 9 (gene ABCC9). The transcript is spliced from 38 exons. The record is from RefSeq and is a predicted model, not a curated record. Bases 66 to 4745 code for a protein of 1559 amino acids. Lineage: Eukaryota; Metazoa; Chordata; Aves; Passeriformes; Viduidae. Gene Ontology annotation, molecular function: sulfonylurea receptor activity; ABC-type transporter activity; ATP hydrolysis activity. Gene Ontology annotation, cellular component: membrane. Gene Ontology annotation, biological process: transmembrane transport; potassium ion transport.